Messenger RNA from Gasterosteus aculeatus aculeatus (three-spined stickleback), 3577 nucleotides. RefSeq names its product SIM bHLH transcription factor 2 (gene sim2). Gene Ontology annotation, biological process: regulation of transcription by RNA polymerase II. Lineage: Eukaryota; Metazoa; Chordata; Actinopteri; Perciformes; Gasterosteidae. The record is from RefSeq and is a predicted model, not a curated record. Gene Ontology annotation, molecular function: RNA polymerase II transcription regulatory region sequence-specific DNA binding; protein dimerization activity; DNA-binding transcription factor activity, RNA polymerase II-specific.
UUGCAGGUCGGGUUACCACUCAUCUAAAAACUUCGCAUUUUGGAUGUUUUCCCCCUGUUGUCGUUGUGCAGUGUCGCGUGCACGCGCGGAGCGGGGAGCCUGGUUUCUGUAUUUGUGGAUGGAUGAAUAGACGUGGGGGGCACACCGUGAAGUGGAGGUGGCGUUGAACAGGUGAAGCCCGGGGGCAGUUAACGAAGCGGUCAUAGGAGACAGUGUGGACACGCGCAGCUCCUCUGUAUUUUCGGAGGUGCGUUCAGCGGCGGUUGGGAUAAACGAAACAAACGAAGCCUGCUCUGUUCUUUGGAUUCAAAUCACAUUAUUGGUUCAGUUCAAGUUGUGCGCAACAGGAUCUGGACUUUAUGGAUGCUACAGCAGCUCUUCCCCACCACUCGGUAACACAACUGUAUUUGUUACACGAGUAUAUGGACGGACUUACUUCUGUGCAACAGUCGUUCAUGUGAAACCUCCAGAGAAGAUGAAGGAAAAAUGCAAAAACGCGGCAAAGACGCGGCGGGAGAAAGAGAACGGAGAGUUUUACGAGCUGGCCAAGAUGUUGCCUCUGCCGGCGGCCAUCACCUCCCAGCUCGACAAGGCCUCCAUCAUCCGACUGACCAGUAGCUACCUCAAGAUGAGGACAGUCUUCCCCGACGGUCUGGGUGAUGGAUGGGGUCGGUCAACAAGGCUCAGUCCUCUGGACAGCAUGGCUAAAGAACUGGGCUCCCACCUUUUACAAACUCUGGAUGGCUUUGUGUUUGUCGUUGCCUCUGACGGCAAAAUCAUGUACAUUUCUGAAACAGCAUCAGUCCACCUCGGCCUGUCCCAGGUGGAGCUGACAGGAAACAGCAUAUUUGAGUACAUCCACCCAUCAGACCACGAUGAGAUGACAGCAGUGCUGGGUCUUUGUCAGCCCCCACACCACCACUUCUCCCUCGAGUAUGAAAUAGAGCGCUCCUUCUUCUUGAGGAUGAAAUGUGUUCUGGCUAAACGAAAUGCAGGACUCACAUGUGGGGGAUAUAAGGUCAUCCAUUGCAGCGGUUACCUCAAGGUGCGGCAGUACAUGAUGGACAUGGCGCUGUAUGAAUCCAGUUAUCAGACUGUGGGUCUGGUGGCAGUUGGUCACUCCCUGCCCCCCAGUGGUAUCACCGAGAUCAAACUCCACAGCAACAUGUUCAUGUUCAGGGCCAGCCUGGACUUAAAACUCAUUUUCCUGGACACAAGGGUGGCAGAGCUGACAGGCUAUGAGCCUCAGGACCUGAUAGAGAAGACUCUCUACCACCACGUCCAUACCUGUGAUGUGUUCCAUCUACGCUAUGCUCAUCAUUUAUUACUGGUGAAGGGGCAGGUCACCACUAAGUACUACCGCAUGUUAUCAAAGCAUGGAGGCUGGGUGUGGGUGCAGAGCUACGCCACCAUUGUCCACAACAGCCGCUCCUCCAGACCUCACUGUAUUGUCAGUGUGAACUACGUCCUCACAGACGUUGAGUGCAAGGAGCUUCAGUUAUCUGAUGACCAGAGUCGGGCCACAAAGCCGGGUCUCAGUCUCGCUUCAGUUCAGGACCACCGCAAACAGCUGAAAACCAAAGCAGUUAAGAUGAAGACCAAACUUAGAGCAGUUCACUAUCCCGAGGUCGGGAUUCCACUUGGCUUGCUGAGUAAACAAAAGCACGCUGCUAGCCUCUUCAAGCAGGACCGCUUAAACUGCUCCCCACAGAGGGGGCUGUGGAAGGAGAGAUCUGAGUACCCGCUGACCUCCUGCAGCGAAAGGAGCUCCAGCUUGAGUCCUGAAACAAGCCGGUUGUCGUGCAGCCCAACAUACAACCUGACCCUGCACUACCCCUACAACCACCGGCAUCUAGAUGCUCAGAACCACCUUCCCGGCUCAGGUCUGUCCCCCCAGCCGGCUCCGCAGAUCAUCGGCUCUCUGCACAGCAGAGGGUCGGUUGGCUGGAACAUCAGCUGCCCCGCAGCCCCAAAUAAGUACACAGGCCCAGAGCUUGCAGCUGACCGCAGACACCCCGAUGAGAUCUACAAUGAUUGUUCCAGCCCCACAAACCCACAUUCUACCGGCAGUCUGAAGGAAGAACCCUACGAACAUUACACGUUUUUCCAUGGUGAGCUGCCUGAGGUUUGUCCACACCCCCGCCCUCAAAGCGCCAAGGACAUAAAGCGUUUGGGCCAACAGGUCCGACAUAACACAAGAGGCGAGGGACCUCAAGGUGACCGGGGCCUUGCCUGCCCUUUGAUCCGCGACCUAGUACCAGGCAAAGCUGAGCAGGGUGGCUCGCUGCACGGCGCCACCGGCCAGCCUCUCCCCGUGCAGAUGGCGCUGGAGCAGAGAAGGCGGCUGUGUAUGAUGGAGGCUCCCUACAGCCACCCGGCCUCCGCAUAUCCACAACCUGCCAACAGCCUCCAGCAGCACGGAGCUACUGCAGAGCUGCAGCCCAGGUGUGCUGAGCAGGACAGGCGAAUGUUGAUCGGUAUGGGAGUCGGCGUUGGACUUCCAACGCAAAACCCAUACGUGUCUUUGAAGUUUCACAAGGUCCUGGGGAAACACGGUUCCAUUAAAGCCCCCGCUUUCACCACACUGAGCCAUGUAACAGACGGCCACAGUUACCACGGCAAAGAGAAAGCCUCUUACAGCUGUAACAGCCAGAGCCCCAGCUCCGACUCGUCAGCCGAGAGUCACAGAGAGAUCCCACAUUACAUCGGUACAUCCGUCAUUAUCACCAACGAGAGGUGACUCAGGAGACCACUAAGUGCUUCAAAGACUAACCCGAGGUCUCUUCUCUUCGACGCAUCCACUUCAGCAUUCUUUUACUCAAAAUAGGACAUUAGAGCUGUAAACUAUAAGCAAAACAGCUUUUGCAGAAAUUGGAAUUAGCUUUUACUAUUUUUAUUAUUAUUAAAUCCAAACCUAGGGGGCCUGAAAAUCAUAAAUGAUUUCAACCUGAUUUUUAUUCUCAACAAAUCUUUUAAUUGACACAUUUCAUUUCUGUAUGCUCACAUUAUAAAUUUAAACAUAAUUCACUAACAACCCAUCCUAAUUUAAGUUUGAUUUUGAGGGAUGGAAUGGAUUUUUCAUCUGCCAAGCACACAUCAAUAAAAUCUUAAAAUCUUGAUACAUUUCUGAAAAUAAAGGAUCCAGGUCAUUAUUUGGUAAACAACAGCUAACAGAUUUGCAUCUCCCACUCUAGAACCAGUGUAGUACAACUAUGUGUAUACGAGGCAGCAACAAGCCUCCUCUGCAGCAGCUCUUGAAAUGAAAAUCAAUUUGUAUUUAACCGACAGAAGGAUUAAUUUAGGCAGAGUUUUGUCUUUAAUUGCACUAUUAAUUCCCUGUUAUAUAUUUAUUGCAUAUCUUGAAUGAUUUUUCAGCCGUUUCCACUCUAAAUAGGGUGCAAUAGAAUGGGGAGGUGAGGGAGUGUUUAGCAUGUUGUAAGCUAGCCUUCCACACAGGCUGAAACAGCCUUCACACUCAACCCUGUCCCCAAGAAGUUAGCGCUUUGAUAUUGGAAUUGUUAUCACAAAUAAAUGUCUGCCGAGAAUAAAAUAAAGUUUGUUUUAAAGAAAAACAAUG